GCCGAGAGGGGCACCACAGCGCACCGUGCGCCGCCGCUGAGCUGAGAUGUGGUGACAGUGUGUGAAGUCAGAGCAGCAGCGCUCCCCUCCAAUACAGCCAGGAUCUGGAGUUUAAAGCUUAUCGCUUUGCAACAGCUCAGGACUUUUUUAAAUUGUAUGCCAAUGAGACGCAGCGUGAAUCAUUUUUCUCACUUUAGGAAUAUUGGAUCUUGAUACUCGAGUUUACUUCGACUGAAGGCUUUGAAGUAAAAAGAGAGUCUGAUGAGCCUGGCGAGUGCGGCAGUGUCGGCGUCUGGCCUCCAGGGUGGGGCCCGCCAGCGAGACUUGAUGAUGGAGCAGAAAGUCAGUAAGCUGACCUCUGGCUUCCAGCGGAGCUCCACCUCAGAUGAUGACUCAGGGUGUGCGCUGGAGGAGUAUGCCUGGGUACCACCUGGCCUGAGGCCUGAACAGGUCCAGUUAUAUUUCUCCUGUCUGCCUGAGGAUAAGAUCCCUUAUGUGAACAGUCCAGGAGAGAAGUUUAGAAUCAAGCAGCUCCUCUACCAGCUCCCACCGCAUGAUAAUGAGGUGCGUUACUGCCAGUCCCUCAGUGAGGAGGAGAAGAAGGAGCUACUUAUGUUCAGUGUCCAGAGGAAGAAGGAAGCUCUCGGGAGAGGCACGAUAAAACUGCUGCCUCGCAAUCUGCAGAAGAGCAUUUGUGAGCAUUGUGGGGAAAACAUCAAUGGCGGAGAAAUGGCAGUGUUUGCCUCGAGGGCAGGCCCUGGGCUGAGCUGGCACCCAGCAUGCUUUGCCUGCUCCACAUGCAGUGAACUGCUGGUGGAUUUGAUCUACUUCUACCAUGAUGGAAAGAUCCACUGCGGAAGGCACCACGCUGAGCUACUCAAACCACGCUGCUCGGCCUGCGAGGAGAUUAUCUUUGCUGAUGAAUGCACCGAGGCAGAGGGACGCCAUUGGCAUAUGAAGCAUUUCUCCUGUUUUGAAUGCGAGACAGUUCUUGGAGGGCAGCGCUAUAUCAUGAAGGACGGCAGGCCAUACUGUUGUGGCUGCUUUGAAUCUCUCUAUGCAGAGUACUGUGAGGCCUGCGGGGAACAUAUUGGUGUUGAUCAUGCUCAGAUGACCUAUGAUGGGCUUCACUGGCAUGCAACUGAGAGCUGCUUUAGCUGUGCCCAGUGUAAGAGCUCCCUCCUGGGCUGCCCCUUCCUGCCCCACCAGGGCCGCAUUUAUUGCUCCAAGGCCUGCAGUAUCGGAGAAGAUGUGCAUGCCUCCGACUCCUCUGACUCUGCCUUCCAGUCAGCGCGAUCACGAGAAUCUCGGCGCAGUGUACGCAUGGGAAAAAGCAGUCGCUCAGCUGACCAGUGCAGACAGUCACUCCUCUUCUCACCUUCUGUCAACUAUAAGUGUCCAGGCUUCAGUGGAAACGCUGACGACACCCUGACCAACAAGCUUACCCACAUGAACUUAUCUGAUGAGCAUUUCUGGAGGGGGCGUGGUGAGGAGAAUGAGGCACCUGAGGAUCAGGAGGAGGAAGAGUGGGCUGAGCAUGAAGACUACAUGACUCAAUUGCUAUUAAAAUUCGGGGAACAUGGGGUCUUCCAGCAAGCAAGUGACUCCAGACCAACUGAUUUCUGGAUUGCUGAAAAGGAUCCUAAGCUGAAACAGGAGGUAUCAAAACCUAGCGUUGGUGGUGGGGGAGGAAGAGGAAGCCUGGCAAGUAAGAAGUACCAGGCAGACAUGUACUGGGCGCAGUCACAGGAUGGACUAGGGGACUCAGCCUACGGUAGUCAUCCCGGCCCAGCAAGCAGCAGAAAGAUCCAGGAGUUGGAGCUGGAUCAUGGGGCUGGAGGUGGCUUCCAGGGAGAGGAGCCACAGUGGUAUAAUGACUCUUUAGAGUGUAUCACCGAUGAGUUCAAGAAAACAGAUCAGAGUGUCCGAGACUCCAUGGACUCACUGGCACUUUCUAAUAUUACUGGGGCAUCUGUAGAUGGUGAUAGUAAAGAUAGACAACUGGUAUAUUCCCUGCAAGGAUUCCAUGAACUGGAGACAGAAGACUGUGAGAAAAGCAGUAACAUGGGAACCCUCAAUUCCUCAAUGUUACAUAGAAGUGCCAAUUCCUUGAAGAGCCUUGUAUCAGAGCAUGAAGAAGAGUUUGAGGAAAAUGUCCCUGAAGAAGAAGAGGUGCCUCAGCCAGCAGACAGACCCAAACCUCAUGUACCAGCUAUCAGGAGGACACGUUCACAAUCAAGGCCCCAGCAAGUCAAAUUCUCUGAUGAUGUUGUAGACAAUGGCCAUUACUGUGAUCUCCCAGUGCGCCAGCCACCUAUGAGUGAACGGACACGUCGGAGAGUCUACCACUUUGAGGAGCAGGGCCAGGAACUUCAGUCUGGUCGCCACCAUCACCACCACAGGAGGCAUCGCAGCCGCAAGUCUCGCUCCGACAAUGCUCUUAAUCUUCUGCCCAAGGAGAGGGCCAGAAUGUGCUACAAAAUGGACCAAAGAGGGAAUGCCUUUGGGCCCAAGGGGCAGCAAGCCUUUCAGGGCCACCCAAACCCUGCGGCCAUGUCCGAAUACGGACUACAGGGUCCAGCCAUGGAGAGGUUCUUGGGACUGUAUGGAGAGGAUGAUGAUUGGUGCUCCACGUGUUCUUCCUCCUCCUCUGAUUCUGAGGAGGAAGGCUUUUUCCUGGGUCAGCCAAUCCCUCAGCCCAGGCCCCAUAGACACUACUAUACUGAUGACUUGCCAACCCCUGUGGCAGGCAUGUCCUCACCUUCUUAUGGCGUGCGGACUAAGUCCAAAAAGAAAAAAGGGCACAAGGGGAAAAACUGCAUAAUUUCAUGAUAGUCCCUGACAUCCUUAUCCUCAGCUUUGUGUAUUGCUCUGCCACUCACAUCUGCUUCUCCUGUCCACUGUUAACUGCAUUAACAGUUUGCUUUUUAUUAAAUGCUUUACCGCACUCAAUUUACCAAAUGUUGAUGCAAGGCACAGGUCCUUAUUUUGCAUCUUUAUAGGUGUAGCAUUACAGUUUGCCAGUAAAGUAACAAAGUGUUUUAGAGUAACAUAUUUAAAAACAACAGUCUAAACUGUGUUCAACAGUGAAGAUAUUAAUGUAAAUAUUGUAGAAUUUAAAAAACAAAUGGCUAUUUUUAUACCCCUGAGUUCAUGAUAUGCUUUGUGCAAAAAGAAAUAGCAGCACAUUUAACAUUUGGCAAUUGGUAUAGAGCCAUAUUUCCAAGACAAUGUCAAAAAUUCAAUGACAGACCACCUCUGGCCCAAGAUCUUCCAACAUGUUGCCCUCCAGUCUCGUGCAGCAUGAACAUGAGAGAAACACUGUGUGUAUUGAAACGCCUGGUUGAGUGGUGUAUUUAUGGGUCACUGUAUUGUAAGCAUAUCAUUGUAAUCUGUAUAAAUGUACAAACUGGAAUAUAAGGCUAAGAUAGAUGAUAAUUGUAAUAAAAUAUCUAUAUAUCA
Molecule: messenger RNA, 3462 nt
Organism: Notolabrus celidotus (New Zealand spotty)
Lineage: Eukaryota; Metazoa; Chordata; Actinopteri; Labriformes; Labridae
Gene: prickle1a
Product: prickle homolog 1a
Exons: 8
Coding region: 262-2832 (856 amino acids)
Molecular function (GO): zinc ion binding
Source: RefSeq, a predicted model, not a curated record